This is a messenger RNA of Cannabis sativa, 1362 nucleotides long. RefSeq lists its product as uncharacterized. The transcript is spliced from 6 exons. The coding region runs from base 184 to 1149 and encodes 321 amino acids. Lineage: Eukaryota; Viridiplantae; Streptophyta; Magnoliopsida; Rosales; Cannabaceae. The record is from RefSeq and is a predicted model, not a curated record.
AAAUUAUAUUUACCAACAAUUAUUUUUUGUUUUGUUUAGUAAACGUGAAACAACUGAAGAUACUUACGAUGUAAAGUUUCCGUCAUUCGCAAUUCCCUAAUGAUUUUACGAUAACAUAAGUAUCAAUAGAAAGUUAAAUAAAAAUAAUCAGUCGAUUCGGUCAUUCCCAGCAUUCAUUUUUGGAUGCCCAUCGAAGAAAAUUCAGAGAUGAGUGGAAGGAGAGGGAGAGUUUUGGUGGUGGGAGGCACAGGUUACUUGGGUCAGCAUGUUCUUCAAGCAUUUACCCACUUCGAUCUCGCUUUUACCCACUUUUCCAAUCAUCCUCCUCGGUAUUUGCUCCACAAUGCUCUCGCUUUUCAUGUUGAUCUCCGAACUGGCCAAGGUUUUCAAGCCAUUUCUGAUACAUUUGGCCAGCCAGAUGUUGUGGUGAAUUGUGCUGCACUUUCUGUACCACGAGUCUGUGAAGCUGAUCCUGAUGCUGCUAUGUCUAUUAACGUGCCAUCUUCUCUUGUAAAUUGGCUGUUAAGUUUUGAAGUGAAAAACACCUUGUUGAUCCAUUUGUCAACUGAUCAAGUUUAUGAAGGUUUGAAGUCUUUUUACAAAGAAGAAGAUGAAGCUGUUCCAGUGAAUGUUUAUGGGAAAUCAAAAGUUGCAGCAGAACAGUUUAUUACUGAGAAAUGCUCUAAUUUUGCAGUUCUGAGAAGCAGUAUCAUCUUUGGGCCACAGACAAUCUCACCAGUACCGAAAUCUCUUCCAAUUCAGUGGAUUGAUAGUGUCCUUUCCAAAGGAAAUGCAGUUGACUUCUUUCAUGAUGAGUUUCGCUGCCCAGUGUAUGUCAAGGAUGUUGUUUCCAUCAUACUUGCUCUAUCAGAAAAAUGGAUAUCAGAAGGCAAGCAAAUACAGUUCCUACUAAAUGUUGGGGGACCAGACAGGGUAUCCCGUGUUCAAAUGGCCGAGAUAGUUGCAGACGUCAGAGGGUACGAUAAAUCAUUGAUUAAAUCCGUGUCUGCAUCUUCAAUUGAUCGUGGAGUGAAAUCCCCUGCUGACAUAUCAAUGGACAUUACAAAACUGGUUCAGACACUUGGUAUUUCUCCAGUUUCAUUUGAAGAUGGCGUGAGAUUGACUCUUGUAAGCGAAGCUAAAUCUUGAUUCCAAUUAAUUAAAACAUAUUAUUUCAUUCAUUUCUCCCAUACUAAUGAGCGAAUAAUAGACUUACAGACCCUUUUUGUUGUUGUGUAAAAUAUUAUUGGUUGAUAUAAUUCUCGGUAAAUAUUUGCCUAAACCAAGAAGGUUAUUUUAUAAACUUAUCUUGGAGCACUAUUUCUUAAGGGUGCUUUAUAGUCCAAUAAAUUUGUUUAGCCA